CAGCCGUCAGUCAGAGAGACGCCCCGCCCCCCGGGCUCAGACUGCGGACUACUCCGGGACCAGAACCCAACACUCGCGGAAUAUUAUUGAUUAAUGAUAGCUCAGUGGGUGAUCAGGUGUUGACCAGGUGUUCGAUAGGUGUGAUCGGUUCGUCGGAGGGGAUGUCCCGGCUGCUCGAGAGCAGGAGACAGGACAGGAUGAAGGAAAUCAACCUGAAGAACAAGGAAAAGGUGCGUCUGAAGGAGCGAGAGAAGGAGGCGCGAGAGAGGGAGGCGAGGUACAGCAACGGCCACCUGUUCACCUCCCUGACGGUGUCCUCCACCACGCUGUGCUCCUCCUGCAACCGGAGCAUCACGGCCAAGGAGGCGCUCAGCUGCCCAGCAUGUAACGUCACCAUCCAUAACCGCUGCAGAGACAGUCUGGCCAGCUGUGCCAAGAUGAAGCAACGGCAACAGAAGCUGACGUUGUCGAGGAACAGUUCAGCUCUGCAGAACGUCACCAUGCGCAACAAAACCCCGCUGAUGAAGGAGCGUCCGAGCUCGGCCAUCUACCCCUCAGACAGCCUCCGCCAGUCUCUGCUCGGGUCCCGGCGCGUUCGCUCCGGCCUCUCAUUGGCCAAGAGCGUCUCCACCAAUAACAUCGCAGGGAUGAGUGAGGACUCGGUGGGUCUCAGGAGGAUCCUGUCUCAGUCCACGGAGUCGCUGAACUUCAGGAGCAGGACUUUGUCCUUGGAGUCUCUGACUGACGACGGUGAGUGGUGGUGGAGCCCCCUGCUGGAGGAGCUGCAGGAGGAGGGCAGCUGUGUUCAGGCUGACAGCUGGAGUCUCGUUGUGGAGCCGAACUUCCUGCAGACGCUUCAUAAAGACCUGAUCAAGAAACAGGACGUCAUCUAUGAGUUGAUACAGACGGAGUUCCACCACGUGCGCACGCUGCGCAUCAUGGAGGGCGUGUACCGGCGGGGGAUGCUGGAGGAGGUGAUGAUGGAGGCGGCGGUGGUCCACACCAUCUUCCCCUGUCUGGACCCGCUGCUGGAGUGGCACUCCAACUUCCUGUCGGAGCUGCUGAACAGGAGGAGGGAGGGGCUGGUGGAGGGCAGCGCCAACAACUUCACCGUACGCAGCAUCGGAGACUUGCUGCUCAGACAGUUUUCAGGUCAGUGUGCAGACGACAUGAAGAAACUUUACUCUGAGUUCUGCAGUCGACACCCGAAAGCUGUGAAACUCUACAAAGAAGUUUUGACUCGAGACCGAAAGCUGCAGCCGUUCAUCAGGCGUGCCUGUCGUGGUCCUCUGCUGCGUCGUCAUGGUGUCCAGGAGUGCAUCCUGCUGGUGACGCAGCGAAUCACAAAGUACCCCGUCAUCAUCCAACGGAUCCUCGACAACACCAAAGGCAGUGAAGAGGAGGCGCAGGCGUUGAGACAGGCCCUGCUCCUCCUGAAGGAGCUGAUCAGCUCGGUGGACCAGGAGGUGCUGGAGCUGGACCGGACCAGGAGGCUACAGGAGAUCCAGGCCCGUCUGGACCCCCGGGCCCAGGCGGAUGUCCGGGGAGGAGGAGUCUUCAGAGGCGGAGAGCUGCUGAGGAGACGGCUUCUCUACGAGGGGGCGCUGCUCUGGAAGGUCCAGGGCUCCAGGAUGAAAGAUGUGCAGGUCCUGCUGAUGUCAGACAUCUUGGUUUUCCUUCAGGAGAAAGACCAGAAGUUCACCUUUGCUUCACUGGACAAGUCUCCGGUAGUCUCUCUUAAUAACCUGAUCGUCAGAGACAUAGCCAAUCAGGAGCGAGGGAUGUACCUGAUCAGUGCCUCCACCCCUCCAGAGAUGUACGAACUGCACGCUUCAUCCAAAGACGGCCGACGGACCUGGAUGAGCCGCAUCCAGCAGACUGCUCUCAGUUGUCCGUCCAGAGACGAGUUUCCUCUCAUCGAGACUGAAGACAAAGCUUUACUGCGCAGACUCAAAGCUGACAUCCAGCAGAAGGACAGGGAGGUUCUGGAGCUCCUCCAGGAGCGAGUGACUCUAUUCUCUGACCUGGUGGAGGCGACAGGAGGAGGAGGAGGAGAUGAGGAAGGAGGCGUGGAGCUCACCUCCUCCUCCUCCUCCUCCUCCUGCAGGAACCUGUUCAGGGCAGACACCCCCCACGCUCCUCAGGCCGAGCCGCUCCUCACCUCCUCCAUCACUGAGGUGGACAAACUGACUGAACUGCUGCUGAAGUCCAACAUCCAGAAGUACAACCAGGAGCUCAGCAACGGAGACUCUGGUUCUCUGAACGGCUCGUUUGAGUUGAACAGCUCCUCGAAGGACCGAAACGGCAACCAGCUGCAGGAACGAACCCUCAACGAGGAAGUGCGUCGGCGUUUGGUCGGUCUGAGCACGCAGCUUCACGCCCUGCAGGCUGCUGUAAUUCGUCAGGAUUCGAUCCUGGAGCUGUCAAUCCGAACAGACUCCGCCCCUUUGUCGACGGCGGGCGUCGCCCCCGGGCCCCGCCUCACCCGGUCGAUGUCACGUGACACGGGGCUGGACGCCAGCGGGGAGGCGCUGCUGCUGCGGCGGCAGGUGGAGCUGUUGCAGGAGGAAGUGACACGGCUGCGGAGGAGGGGGGAGGAGCCAACAAAAGAGGGGGCGGAGCCAGGAAGCAAGAAGAGGAGCAAUGGAGAGAUCAGUCAUGUCAACAAGGGAGAACAGCAGGGGAGCAGGAGGCGGGGCAGCAAGGAGUUGGAGCCCCGCCCUCUCGCACCAUUGGCCAGCCAGGAUCCCGUCGACCAAUUAGACGGCGUCGAGGAAGGAAACGGGGAGGAAGUGAUCAGGAACUCUCCUCGCUCUGACAGCCCUAGAGACCUGCAGGACAUCCCAGAGGAGAGCGAGUGUGGAGCUGAUCCUAGUUAACGUCACACCUGUAGCUCACGACCUCAGGGACCUGCUGAUGUCACCGUGACGUCAUGUGACGUCACUGUCAGACUUUUAUUGUGCAAGCUGGAGAUGAUGUCAUUUCCUGUCUUACAGAAGCCUUUUUUAGACCAAAUGGGACUUCUGGUCGCAGCUGUCGUACUUUUGCUCUUGAAGUGUUUUCUGAAUGUUGCUGUUAGGUUAGAAACAGGAAGUAUAACCAUGUGACCUGUUUACAUCAUCACAUCAGCUGUAGCCCCGCCCAGACAUGUUGAAGUGGGCGGGGCCUCUUAUUGGGAGGGUGGGGUUUAUACCGUGUCAUAGGACUUGUUUUUUCUAUCAUUGAGACUCAAAGAUGAGACGCAUUGUGGUCACCACACUACAUUACCCAGAAUGCCUUUGGAUAUCAACAACUUGAGUCACACCUGUUGUGCUCAGUUGGAUUAUCAUGUUUCUUCUUGUGAGAAUCAAACAGUGUAAACUGUAUUUAUAUAGUAAUUUAAAGCUAAACGUAGUUUAAUAUUAGAAACCAUUACUGUCAAAUAGUCCAAGAGACUCAAAUCUGUUUCUGUCCUUUGUGAAACCAAAAAAAAAA
Molecule: messenger RNA, 3474 nt
Organism: Cyclopterus lumpus (lumpfish)
Lineage: Eukaryota; Metazoa; Chordata; Actinopteri; Perciformes; Cyclopteridae
Gene: arhgef2b
Product: rho/rac guanine nucleotide exchange factor (GEF) 2
Exons: 22
Coding region: 162-2879 (905 amino acids)
Biological process (GO): regulation of Rho protein signal transduction; cell morphogenesis; actin filament organization
Cellular component (GO): ruffle membrane; cytoskeleton
Molecular function (GO): guanyl-nucleotide exchange factor activity; microtubule binding
Source: RefSeq, a predicted model, not a curated record